AUGGAGGCGUUCGGCAAUGCUAAGACCACUCGAAAUGAUAAUUCUUCUCGUUUUGGAAAGUACAUCGAGAUCAUGUUCAACAAAGAAAUCGAUAUUGUGGGCGCGAAAAUCAGAACAUAUUUGUUGGAGCGUUCAAGAUUGGUGUAUCAACCCGCUACCGAGCGAAAUUACCAUAUCUUCUAUCAGUUGAUUGCUGGAGCAUCUGAUGAGGAGAAGAAGGAACUGGGAUUGCUUCCGGUGGACUACUAUGAUUACUUGAAUCAAGGAGGAGACCCUAUUAUCCCCAAUGUCGACGAUGCUGCCGAAUUCAAAUUAACUCGGGAGGCUCUUGGAACUAUUGGCGUUUCGGAAGUGACUAUGGCUAGAAUUUGGAAGGUUUUGGCAGCUUUGCUUCAUUUGGGUAACACUAAGAUUGAAGCAUCUCGGAAUUCGUCUGUACUUCUAACAACAGAUCCCGCUUUGGUUAAGGCUUGCGAGCUUUUGGGUGUUAAUGCUGAGGAGUUUGCUAAGUGGACAACAAAGAAGCAAUUGGUCAUGCGAAAUGAGAAGACAAUUUCUCCCCUUAGUCAGAAGCAAGCUCUUGUUGUUCGUGACUCGAUAUCGAAAUUUAUCUAUUCGAGUUUAUUCGAUUGGCUUGUUGAGGUUAUCAAUAACGGCUUGGCUGCCGAAGGGGUUAGGGAGAAAGUGAAAUCUUUUAUCGGUGUUUUGGAUAUCUACGGUUUUGAGCAUUUCAAGCGUAACUCUUUCGAGCAAUUUUGCAUCAAUUACGCAAAUGAAAAGCUCCAGCAAGAGUUUAAUCAGCAUGUUUUCAAACUAGAGCAAGAGGAGUAUGCGAGGGAACAAAUUAAUUGGGCGUACAUUGAGUUCUCCGACAAUAGACCUUGCAUCGAGCUUAUUGAAGCGAAGUUGGGUAUCCUGUCUCUUCUAGACGAGGAAUCUCGUCUCCCCGCUGGAGCAGACGAAACCUUUGUUGAAAAACUUCACCAGAACUUCGCGGCUGGUAGACCAAAGGGUUUCCCUUAUCAGAAACCGAGAUUCGGGAAAACGUCUUUUACUGUUUGCCAUUAUGCUGUUGAUGUCACAUACGACUCCGAUGGAUUUAUUGAAAAGAAUAGGGAUACUGUGCCAGAUGAGCACCUUGAGUUGUUGAAGGCAUCAACCAACCCGUUCCUUACUGAAGUUAUUCAAUCUGCUACAUCACUUAGAGACAAGGAGAAUGCUCCUGUGCCCAAAACGACUCCUGGCCCAGCUGCUAGAAGGGCGGGGGGUAUGGCCAACCGUAAGCCAACAUUGGGAGGAAUCUUCAAGUCAUCUCUCAUUGAUCUUAUGGGCACAAUCGGAUCGACAAACGUGCACUACAUCCGUUGCAUCAAGCCGAAUGAAGCAAAGGUAGCUUGGAAGUUUGAAGGUCCAAUGGUCUUGAGUCAAUUGCAGGCCUGUGGUGUUUUGGAGACCGUGAAGAUUAGUUGUGCUGGGUAUCCUACUAGGUGGACUUAUGAGGAGUUUGCCAGUCGUUACUAUAUGUUGGUUCAUUCUAGCAAUUGGAAGGAUAAAUUCCAACUUGGAAUGUCGAAGAUUUUCUUCAGAGCUGGCAUGGCAUGUAUUCCUACAGCUUUGGCCUAUCUUGAAAACCUGCGGACAACUCGCCUGAACAAAUGCGCGAUAUUGAUCCAGAAGAAUUUGAAAAAGAAAUAUUAUCGACGCAAGUACCUUGAGGCCCGUGAAUCGAUACUCAAGCUCCAGGCAUGGGCUAGAGGGUGCCUUGCUCGCAAAGAGGCCCAAGCUAUGCGUGUAGUUAAGGCUGCUGUUACUAUCCAGAGGGUCUGGCGUGGUUCUAAAGAGCGCAAGGCGUUCAAUAGAAUUCGUAACAGUGUUAUUCUUGCUCAAGCAGCUGCUAAGGGUUACCUAUGCCGAAAGUCUAUCACUGAUCGUAUGCUCGGAAAUGCCGCACGAUAUAUCCAGAAGGCUUGGAGGUCAAGGCGCUUCUUACAAGCUUGGAGGACAUAUCGCAAGAGGUGUGUCUAUAUACAGAGUGUUUGGCGUGGUAAGAUAGCUCGAAGGCAAUACCGAAAAAUGCGCGAGGAAGCCAGGGAUCUCAAACAAAUCUCUUAUAAGCUUGAGAACAAGGUUGUCGAGCUUACUCAAACGGUAGGGAAGCUUAAGCAGGACAACAAGGCUCUCCUAGAAAAGGUGGAAAGCUUCGACAAUCAAGUGAGGAACUGGAGAACUAAGCACGCUACUUUGGAAAACCGUAACAAGGAACUGCAAAUCGAAGCCAACCAAGCCGGUAUUGCAUCUGCUCGUCUCUCGCAGAUGGACGAGGAGAUGAAGUCACUUCAGCGGCAAUUUGAGGAGUCAACGGCAAACAUGAAGCGGCUCCAAGAGGAAGGGAAGUCUCUACGCGCCGCUCUUUCUAAGAGAACAUCGGAGCUUGAUAUUCUCAAGUCGCGUGACCAAGUGCAUGAGGAUGAAAAGAUGUCUUUGAGGCAACAGAUCCAGGCUUUAGAAGAUCAACUACAAAAUGCUGGGCCACCCGUGGAAGAGAAUGGACAUGUGGAGAAAGUGCCGGCUGGUCUUGCCAAUGGUAUCAUAAAUUUCGUCUCUAAUAAGAAACCUAAGAGGCGAAGCGCUGAGGUUAACCGAUUCGAAAACGAUGGGAUGUACCGGUCUUCUUACCAAGCUCGCCCUGUCUCUAUGAUGCCUACAACGGCCCCUAUUAGGAAUAGGGAUCUGGACGCGCUCACUUUCAGUCCUGUGGUAGACAAUACGGAAUACGAGCUGCAAAGGUUGCUUGAAGAAGACGAGGCAUUGAGUGAAGAGGUGGCUAUGGGUCUUAUUCGGAAUCUUAAGAUUCCAUCACCUAGUAGUCAGAAUACGUUAGUUGAGAAGGAGGUUUUAUUCCCAGCGUAUCUCAUCAACGUUGUUACUUCCGAAAUGUGGAACAACGGAUUUGUGAAGGAGUCCGAACGAUUCUUAGCCAACGUCAUGCAGUCUAUUCAACAUGAAGUUAUGGCACACAAUGGCGAUGAUGCCGUUAAUCAAGGUGCAUUCUGGUUGUCCAAUGUCCAUGAGAUGCUCUCUUUUGUCUUCCUCGCCGAGGACUGGUAUGAGAUGCAAAAGAAGGACGACUACGAGUAUGAUCGUCUAUUGGAAAUUGUCAAGCAUGAUUUGGAGAGUCUCGAAUUUAACAUUUACCACACUUGGAUGAAAGUCUUAAAGAGGAAGCUGCAUAAAAUGAUUGUUCCAGCAAUCAUCGAAUCGCAAUCCCUUCCCGGUUUCAUCACAAAUGACGGUAAUAGGUUCCUGAACAAGUUCCUUACGACUUCGAGUGCCCCCCAAUAUAGCAUGGAUGAUCUCUUGACCCUGCUGAAUAAGGUUUACAAGGCCCUACGGGGAUAUUUCAUUGAAGAGUCAAUUAUUACGCAAGCAGUCACUGAGCUGUUGAAACUUGUUGGCGUUACCGCGUUUAACGAUCUUCUUCUAAGGAGAAACUUCUUGUCGUGGAAGCGUGGGCUCCAGAUCAAUUAUAACAUCACUCGUAUUGAAGAAUGGUGUAAGAGUCAUGACAUGCCCGAGGGUACGCUUCAACUAGAACACUUGAUGCAAGCUACAAAGUUACUUCAACUCAAGAAAGCGACUCUCAAUGAUAUUGAGAUUAUUCAAGAUAUCUGUUGGAUGCUUUCACCAAACCAAAUACAGAAGUUACUGAACCAGUACCUGGUAGCUGAUUACGAGCAGCCGAUCAAUGGAGAGAUUAUGAAAGCCGUUGCAUCCAGGGUCACCGAGAAGAGUGACACACUCCUACUUCAGGCAGUGGAUAUGGACGACAGCGGGCCAUAUGAGAUCGCUGAGCCACGAGCUAUCACCGCACUAGAAACCUACAUCCCUUCAUACCUACAAACUACUAGGCUAAGGCGACUAGCAGAAAUUGUUUCUGCCCAGGCCCAGGCACGCGUUGAAGCAGAGCGAGUGCGAGAGGGGGUAGACGAUUCGGAUGGGGAUACCAAGACUCCAAUUCCCACCGAACUUGAGCCAGUGCAUGAAUAA
Molecule: messenger RNA, 4047 nt
Organism: Tuber melanosporum (Perigord truffle)
Lineage: Eukaryota; Fungi; Ascomycota; Pezizomycetes; Pezizales; Tuberaceae
Exons: 10
Coding region: 1-4047 (1348 amino acids)
Biological process (GO): actin filament organization; vesicle transport along actin filament
Cellular component (GO): myosin complex; cytoplasm; actin cytoskeleton
Molecular function (GO): microfilament motor activity; ATP binding; actin filament binding
Source: RefSeq, a predicted model, not a curated record